CUUUCCCCGGAACUGCAGCCCCGCGAGGCGGGUGGGCCGAGGGAGCGGCCGGCCGGGGUCGCCCCGUUCGUUCGUUCGUUCGUUCGAAGCCUUCGUGGAGCCGCCCGCCUUGAAACCGGGCUCCGGGCGGCGUCACCCCGAGCGGAGAGCCGCGCCUGCCUCCGUGAGGGAAGCCACGAACCCGGGAAGCGGGCGCUGCUGUCCGCGUCCCAAGGCCCGGGGAAGGGCCGGCCUUGGGGCUCCCCGGGAGGGAGCGGAAGGGUCUCGUGCCAAGAUGCUGGCUGUGCGUGGCGCUCUGGUCUGCCCAAGGCCUCUGUGUUGGUCUGUGUGCUCGGGAUUCCAGGCCUGGGUUUCGACCUGCAAUCCGGCUCCUGGGACUCCCCCAAGGAAAGCAAGACACGAGGGAAGCCUCGAAGGUUUCCGCUCCAAGCUAGCAGCGGGCCCAUCUCUGCAGCAUUUCCUUCAAGCGGCUGCUCCUGCACAGGAUGCCCACCGCCUGCUGGCUGAAGACUUGGAAGACCCAGCACCUUAUCUUGAACCCAUCAGCCUGGCAGAUUCCCCAAAGAAAGUCUACCUGGAGACCUACGGCUGCCAGAUGAAUGUCAGUGACACGGAGACAGCCUGGGCCAUCCUUCAGCGGAGCGGCUACCAGAGGACUAGCAGCCUUGCGGAGGCUGACGUGGUUCUGCUUGUCACGUGUUCCAUCAGGGAGAAGGCCGAGCAGACUGUCUGGAAUCGCCUGCACACAUUCACGGCUCUCAAGGCCAAGCGGCAACGCGCGCAAAGGCCUCUGCGGAUUGGGAUUUUAGGCUGUAUGGCCGAGAGGCUGAAGGAGAAAAUUUUGGACCAGGAGAAGCUAGUAGAUAUUGUAGCCGGCCCAGAUGCUUACCGUGACCUGCCCCGGCUCUUGGCUGUGGCUGAAUCCGGCCAGCAGGCUGCCAACGUCCUGCUCUCUCUGGAUGAGACUUACGCAGACAUUUUGCCAGUCCACCUGAACCCUGGCGCGACCACAGCCUUUGUGUCCAUCAUGCGCGGCUGUGACAACAUGUGCAGCUACUGCAUUGUCCCCUUCACCCGCGGGCGCGAACGGAGCCGGCCCUUAGCCUCAAUUCUCCAGGAGGUGCAGAUGCUCUCGGACCAGGGUGUGAAGGAGGUGACCCUCUUGGGCCAGAACGUCAACAGCUACCGGGACAUGUCCGAGGUCCAGUUCCUCUCCAUGGCAUCCCCGCAGCUCAGCCGGGGCUUCCGCACCAUCUACAAAGCGAAGCAGGGGGGGUUGCGCUUUGCAGAACUGCUGGACCAAGUGGCUGCCGUUGAUCCAGAGAUGAGGAUCCGCUUCACUUCCCCUCACCCCAAAGACUUCCCAGACGAGGUCUUCGAGGUCAUGCGGGAGAGGCACAAUAUCUGCAAACAGGUGCACCUUCCUGCCCAGAGCGGCAGCUCCCGUGUCCUGGAGGCCAUGAAGAGAGGGUGAGACAUGCACGUGUGUCUGGGAUGUUAAGCACCUUGAAAGUGUCUGGCCCCUCCCCACGUGGCAUUCCCCUUUGGCAGCACAGUCUGAAAGCACAGGUUGGGAAAAGUGGCCUAGAUUCUGGGCUGCAAGCACAAAGCAGAACACACUUCUCUUCUAAGCACAUGCAUCUAUCCCAGUAGAAGAGAAUCUCUCUAGCUCAGAGUUGAACUGUGGAGUCCUUGGUGCUCUCUGAGCUUGGUUGUUUGAUU
This is a messenger RNA of Python bivittatus (Burmese python), 1722 nucleotides long. The record is from RefSeq and is a predicted model, not a curated record. Lineage: Eukaryota; Metazoa; Chordata; Lepidosauria; Squamata; Pythonidae.